UGUGGAUUCAUGCGACUCUUUUGUAGUUUUCAUUGUAUUUGACUUCAAACCGAAAUUUGGUGUGUUUUUUUUUCGCUACACAACUGUGGUCAUCUGUCGCUGUUUUAAAUAUUUAGUAUAAUUAUCGUGUUCAUGUUUACGAUAACCAAAUUCGAAUCCAGUUGAAAUCACAGUAAACCACAUAAUUUGAUCAAACCAAUAAUGGUAACUUCGAUUCCAUUGUCGGCUAUUGAAGGUUUGCUGAACGAAUUUAACUAUCCGAGCACAAGCAAUGCGCGUAAACAUGAAAUUGAAAAGCAACUGAUUGAAUUUCAAAAUGACAUACGCUCGUGGCCACAGUGUUUGUAUCAGUUGAACAAUGCAACAGCGAAUGGUCAUCAAUUCUUUUGGUUUUUCAAUGCAUCAACAAUUGAAGCGGCCAUCGUACGAAAAUGGAAAUAUCUUGAUGAAAGUGAUCGGAUGCGAUUGCGAGACACUUUAUGGAAUUGCUAUGCAAAUCUAAAUGUGGCCACGGUGUCGCGUGUACAACGCGAAAAAAUCGCCCAACUCAUUGCAUUGAUGGGCAAACGUGAAUUUCCCGAUGAGCAUUCAUCGUAUAUGUGUCAUUUAAUGGAAUUGUUGAAAACAAAUUUCAUCCUAGGUAUCACAUUACUUCGGACAACAUCUGAAGAAUUAGUUAGCACACGUGAUGACAUUACGUCGGAUCGUAAAAAAUAUUUUCAUUCCAAUUUGAGCUUGUGUAUGCCAGAAGUGUUUCAAUUGUUAACAAAAUUUCUUGUGAUUCAUGCAUAUGGUCUGAAUGGAAUUGAUUUUGCAACGGUGCCAAGUAACUUUUUGGAUCGCGAACUGAUUCAAUCACUGCCAAAGGAUAAUCGAUUGUGUUUAUCUGCAAUAGAGUUAUUAAGUUGUGUACAGCAUUUACUGUCGUGGACAUCAACUGAGGAAUUAUUACACGAGCAACUACUCAUAAAUCUUUUUGAUUUGGCCAACUGGAAAGAACAUGAUAGCGACGUUUCAGUUGCUGCUUUGGGUGCAAUCACCGAACUCUUUUAUCGUCAACAAACGUUGCCAUUACCCCAUGUUAUCGCCAAUGGAAUAAAAAAUAUUCUGAAACAACCACGGCUGAUUGUGACCAAUGAAAUGUAUCAGGACAAGUUAACUGAAUUACUGCGGCUAUUUAUCGCACAACAAUGGUCACGAUGGAUUGACGAUGAAAUUGUAUUCCCUGAAUUCAUCACAGCACUGUAUAGUUUCACGUUUGAAAGCUAUGCACCCCUUCCAUUCACUGAAAAAUUAACCAUUUGGCAUCCAAUCAUCACUGGACUGGCAUCAAGUGGCUUUGGACGAUACACCCAAACCAUGCAUUUAUUGGUCGCCGGAAUUUUACAAAAAAUUCAAUUUCGCGUCGAUUUAGAGGAAUUGAAAACACUGGAUAAUGAAAAUCUCGAUGAUGAUAUGCUCACCGAUUGGCAGCACUACUUGACACAGUGCAUAGAAACGAUCGCUUUGGUGGCCGAAGUAAAACCGCUUCAAGUAUUCGAACAGGUCUAUAGUGAAUGGAGUAAACCAUUCGAAAUUUUUGAAUCAUUAGAAAAAUCAAUCGAUUCCAAUGGAACGCUAAUCAUAAAUGAUAACCAACGAAGUCAGUUGGUGUACUGUAUUCUCCGUGACUUAUCAUCACUAUGUCAAACAUUGACACGAUUGACACCAAUUCUACAAGGAUGUUUACAAGAGAUUCCAAAGAAUUUGUCACAAAUAACGUAUUGCCUUAUUUAUGCGAUUAAAUUUAUUGCGGUGAAUAAAUUGCAUUCGAUAUCAUUUGGUGAUUCGUCGCUUAGUACAAAUUUUGUCGAGAUAUUCGCUCAGCUCUUGAAUUCUAUUCGAAAUCUGUUGCCAUGGUCACCGAUUCUUCGAAGUGAACACGAAUUGAAAUCGUUGAUCGAGAAUGUGGCACAAAUUCUGAUGCCACCAUCCAACCUAUUGCAAGAGCCGAAAAUGAUUACAUUAGCUGCAGCACAAUUUUUACUCACAGUGUCAUCGGUCAACCGUCCACAGUACAUGUUGGAUUGUCUAUCGUUUAAGCAGCUCAUUCAAAUGGGCAACAAUUUAACAUAUUUGGACCAACAAGCAGCAACCAUUAUUCGAAAUGCAAUUGUUAAUUGUUUGGUGUUGUCAUGGCCGAAUGUCUCAAAUGCCGAACAAGCGUUUGAUCGACGACUCACACUGUUGCAAGAGUAUGUGCACAAUUUGUCAGAGAAUAUGCUGAAUUUGGACCAUUCUGUGAUGCACAAUCAACAUGACAAAGUUAUAAAGGUGAUUACAGUGAUUUUGCCCAUUUUGAACGAAAUCAUCGAUCAUCAUCGCGAAUCAUCGUCAUCUGUUAAACAAAUGCUGGUCAGUGCGUAUAGGCCACCAAUCACAAAAUCCAUUUUGAUCUACAAAGAAUUUGGUGCGGUGAGUGAAGAGAUUGCCAGUUGCGUCCUUAAAUUUGCACUCAGCGUCAUUCGAACGCUUCAAAUUCAAUUGGGAUCACAAUACAUCUUCGAAAUGUUGGACAUUUUUAUUAAAACAACAACAAGAGAACAAUUGACGACCAAUCGUUACAAAGCUGUCGAAAAAUUACUUCAAAUGCUACUGCUGGUCGUGCAACAGCCGGGAAGUCUCGGUGCAAAUCUGUUGCCAUCAAUUUUGGAUUUCACAUUGAAUUUCGUAUCGCCACUUUUGAUGCAAGGACGAAAUCCAAGCGAAUUUUGUGAUGUGGCUCAUGCUCUAUACUGCUUAUUUGAUGGAAUUUUGACAAGUCGUUGGCAAUACUUUUACAAAUCGCAAGUAUUACGUGGUUUCUCACCCGGUGCUAGUGAUCAACCCAUACCAAUCGAAGACCAACCGGAGCAUGCCCAUGAACUGUUGGCCAUCAUGAAUAGCUAUGGUCAAGCAUUGGUGCAAAUCAUCGAUCCACAUAUCACACAAACCGUAUUAACAUCAUUACAAUGUUUACACGGACGUUGGAAGCUAUUCAAUCGCCAAUUUUUCAAAACAAACCUACUGGGAUCGUUCCUGGAAACAUUACUAGGUUUAUUAAUUUCACCUAAUGGUAUUUUGCAUCAAGAUCAAUUGAUUAGUGUCCUGUUCAACAUGAGUCAUGCCAACGAGACUGCAUUGCAAACAGCAUUCGUGACUCUUGGAUACGCGCACGACUCAAAGUUUAUCCAUGACAUUUGUUCGGCAAAGGAUUUCCCAACAUUUUCAGCAAAAACGGCGCAGUGGGUAGCAGAUGCAAAAUGUAUACAAUCACAAUAACAAACAGUUCAUCAGAUACAAGAUCAUUUUCCAAAUACAAGACAAUUCUCCAGCACGAAUACAUUUGGUUUGGUUUUGUAUUCGACGUUUUUUUGCUCUUUUUGAUUGUUUGUGAUAGAAAUCGAUUUCAUAUUUUCAAAUGAAAUCAGCAUGAUUGGAAUUUCCGCGUAGUGAAGUAAGGGUAUUAUUUUUUUUUCAUCUGCGUCAGCAUGCAUUUAAUUUUUUUUUUAUAAACGAAGCAUAAAAUGGAAAAUUUCGUUAAAAUGCAAUACAUAAUUCGAUCCGAAGCGUGAUCGAUCAACUCAGUUCAUUGUGGUAUAUUCAGUCUUUGUUUAUGUCGCACAGUAGAGAUUAUAUUAGUUUGCUAGGUAUAAACGAAAGUGAAUUGCUUUUUGUUGAUUGAAAUGAAGCCAAAGACUGUCUAUACAAGAGAAACAAAAGAAAAACAGAAAAUAGUGAAAACACAUUCGAGAUAUUCGCCUGAUAAAAACAAAAAAGACAUUUGAUUAAUCUACAAACGAUUAUUUUACUUUAAUAA
Molecule: messenger RNA, 3838 nt
Organism: Contarinia nasturtii (swede midge)
Lineage: Eukaryota; Metazoa; Arthropoda; Insecta; Diptera; Cecidomyiidae
Gene: ebo
Product: exportin-6-A
Exons: 9
Coding region: 202-3300 (1032 amino acids)
Biological process (GO): protein export from nucleus
Molecular function (GO): nuclear export signal receptor activity
Source: RefSeq, a predicted model, not a curated record